Messenger RNA from Octopus sinensis (East Asian common octopus), 8701 nucleotides. Its product is annotated as germinal-center associated nuclear protein. Lineage: Eukaryota; Metazoa; Mollusca; Cephalopoda; Octopoda; Octopodidae. The record is from RefSeq and is a predicted model, not a curated record. Gene Ontology annotation, molecular function: nucleic acid binding. Bases 221 to 8536 code for a protein of 2771 amino acids. Gene Ontology annotation, cellular component: nucleus; transcription export complex 2; cytoplasm. The transcript is spliced from 22 exons. Gene Ontology annotation, biological process: mRNA export from nucleus.
CGGAAGUUGUCAUUUGUAAACCAAACAUUUCAAACGUUGACUGACGGAAACCUCGAUAAUGCCAUUAUCAACAUUACAGUUUGUGAAAUCUGAAUUCAUACGUUGUGAACAUAUUUAGAGAAAAACAGUAGAAGAGAGAUUGCGGGGCCUCUUCUGGCCUUUGUUAAAAUCCUCAAAUAACAAAGGAGUAAGGCCAGUUUGUAAAUAAAACUGGAUCAUAAUGUUUCAAGCUCCAAAUCCUCGCCAAUCUCCACAGAACCAGUUGCCAUCUUUUGGGCAGAUUGUCAACACAUCGCUGUCACCGCCAUCACAACAGCGUCCAUUUGGCAGUGGUGGAAUUGCAGCAGGGUUUGGAAGCCCCUCAGCAUUUGGUAGCAGUGGUAAUUCGAAUGUAGCAAGUUUUGGAAGCACUGCUGCUUUUGGUAGCAGUACUAAUGCAGCAGGUUUUGGAAGCACCGCAGCAUUUGGUAGUAGCAGUUCUAAUACAGCAGGUUUUGGAAAUACCCCUGCAUUUGGUAGUAGUGGUACUAAUACAGCAAGUUUUGGAAACACUGCUGCAUUUGGUAAUAGCAGUAGCCACACUAAUGUGGCAGGCUUUGGGAGCACCGCUGCAUUUGGCAGUAGCAGUACUAAUGCAGCAGGGUUUGGAAGUACUGCUGCAUUUGGCAGCAACAGUACUAAUGCAGCAGGGUUUGGAAGUACUGCUGCAUUUGGUAGUAGCAGUACUAAUGCAGCAGGGUUUGGAAGCACCACUGCAUUUGGCGGUAGCAGUACUAAUGCAGCAGGGUUUGGAAGCACUGCUGCGUUUGGAAGCAGCGGAAGUGGGAAUCAGAAAACAGCAUCUUUCUCAACCAACACAUUCCCAUCAUCAUCAACAUCAUCUUCCCCUGACCAGUUCCAGUCACGACCAUCCACGUUUACCCCACCUGCUUCUCUUCCAAAGCCAACACCACCACAGUCAAAUACCUCCUCCUUCACCACUUCUCCCAAAUCCCAGAAUGUGACAAGUAGUGGUGGUCAUGGUGGAACAGAUGCCAUUUCUUUUGCAAGAGUUGCAGCUGACCACCCCCCCACAGGAAUAUUCAGCGUGAAAUCUGAGAAAAAUCCAUUUGGUGGUGUUGGUGCUUUCAGUGGCAAUGGCAACAAUAAUAAUAGCAGUGCUAUCAGCAUUACAGCCACUACAUCUUCAUCUGUGUUUGGUGUAGGACAAAAUCCCUUUGGACGCAGUUCUUUCCCACCAGCGUUCUCUGCCACCAAAGCCGAACCCCAGGUGCUGAAGGUCAAGAACUCUAAUCCGUUCCUGAAUGCGCCGACCGAUAAUGUCUUCUCUAGAAGUCAAAGCGGCAGCGAUGCAAGUGACAACCCACCCACUGGAACUUUGCCCAUGACAGCAUUUGGGGCCUUCGUUAGCAACAACAAUUCAUCAAUGACAGCUUUGCCUUCUUCAGGGUUCGGGACAGGCAAAAGCAAGACUGUUUUAUCGACAGCAACAACAGCAUCAUCAACAUUCACCUCUCCCGUUACAUUGUCAACAUCUCCGUUGUUACCAUCACCCUCGUCAUUUCCUGGCCCCCUUACACAACAAACUGGCCCUUCAGCUACAUUUACUAAAAAUGUAUUUGGUAGUAGAGGGGACAUGAGCAGCAGUUCAGGUCCUGUUUUGGCAAAAUCCUCCACUGGAAGCUUUUUACCUUUGAGUAAGAAUAACAGUAUUGGUGGUGGUGGUAGUAGUAGUAGUAGUAGUAGUUCUAGUAUUCAUAGCAGCGAGAGGAAUGUGUUUAAAGGAGACGCAAAACCUAUGCCAUCCGCAUUUGCAAGAAAAUCAAUUGCUAAGGUCUUUGGUGGUGUGCCAUUGUCAGAAUCGAAAAGAUCUUCAACCUCAGUUUCAGCCAGCAGUGACCCCAACACUGGUAGUGUGGGGCUUUUUGGAAAAUCCCAUGAAAGCCAUUCAAGCUUCUCCAAGACCAAAGCCAGCAGCAGUAGCACCAUUAGUAAAUAUUCGACUGAGGUAUCUGCAGCCCCCUCGCUAAGGAAAACGGGACUGUUUGGUAAACCGGAAAGAACUGGAAGCAGGGCUGAAGAGAAAACCCUGUCUGUAAGUGCAGCGGCCAACACAACUGCCAGGACUUCCUUAUCUCCUUCAACUUCAAAGUUAAGGAAUGAUGGUCCGUCCCAUAGGUCCUCUUCUUACUCGUAUAUGGAUGAGGAUGAGUGUGAUGACAGGGUACUGAGCGUUGCCCAGCGGGCUGUCUCCUCAUCCAGAAUGGAAAUGGACAAAAUGUCAAAGGUACCAGUUGCUUCCAGGUUUUACUCAAAGACUAUGGAUUCCACAGGAAGACUAGCAGGGUCCAGAAAGAGGUUUUCCAUCACAGACGAUGGGAGACAUAGGAAAGUCCCCAAAUCGAGGAGUGAAUACGACUUAAUGAGAUCGUCAAAUCGUUCAAAGAUGUCGAGGAGUGCCAUGCGGCAACGCCAAUUCUCUGAGGAGCUGGAGAGUCACCCAGUGCUGGUCUGCAAGAAUAUCCCACCUAAAUUUAACCAGGUGCCUUUUCUCCGCAACCACUUCAGCAAGUUCGGGGCUGUGCAGCGUGUCACUAGGAAUCUUGCCAAGCAUGGGGCAAACAUUCACUUCAAGGACCACAAAUCAGCAGCCCAUGCAAAAAUGAAGGGUUUGAAAUUGGCCCCUGGCAUACACAUUCAGAUCUUCUGGCAAUCAAAUCCCCAUAAACAAUCCUUGACAUUAGAUGUAGACCUUGACACUAUACCCCCUGAUGAAAGUGAAAGACAGGGCCACAUGCCCCUACCUUCGUCACGGAGGAGCAUCAACCCUCCUCCACCUCCGCCCACCUCUGGUAGGCGUGACCGCCAGCAACAGCCAUCUUGGAUGUCAGAUGAGGUUGAAGAGGAGCUGCGCUUGAUGGCUGGCACGAGUGACAUAAGCGGGGACUUUGUGCAGACCUUAGUGCGACGCAAGGAAGCCGAAGCUCCUUUUGUCCCUAUGACUAAGAGAGCUACUACUACCAGCACCACUGGUAAAAUUGUUUCUACAUCAUCACCAUUGCCUCUGUCUCGGAAGUCCGACAGUCCGUCAAGGCGACACCAAUCUUCCCAUGACUAUCACCAAGAAAAACAGCAAGAACACCGGCGGAAAGUGCAGAAGCAACCAUCGCCCACUCUGUCAGGGGUCUCCAGUCAGGCCCUGACUCCGGCCUCAGUUCUAGGGUCUACGACAACAACACACAGGAAGAGAAAACUCCACCCUCAGCCACCUUCGUCGUCCUCUCCAUCCAUGACCUCUCAGUCAGCUUUUGCUGAUACAAAGAAAAGCAUUGUUGGCCCAGCAGUUCCGUCCACUGUUAGAUCCUACAGUUCUGUUGUCGCAGGCCACAGGACAACAGCAUCAGCAACCACAACAACAACAGCAACAGCAAUGGCGACUUCACUUUUCAGGAAAUCUGAACAUAGUUCCAUGAUUUUUGGCGGUUUCCAAGGUGACACAGAUGUACAGAAAGCUAAUGUAACCAUUUCAGCAUCACGGGUUCAGCUACUCGACCAACGAGACCGAUCAAUCAGAAAUGCAGGUCUAAAGAAGAAGUCCAAUCUGGCCACCGCCAAGGCACUCAUUGGAUCCUGUCCAGAUAUGUGUCCCGAAAAAGAACGUUAUGACCGUGAAGCGAAGCGGCGUCUGCACAUGUUUGAGAUGAUACCGGCCACCAAAAUGAUGGCCUAUCCUCAAGUUGAUCAUGCCCGAGCUGUGAAGGAAUACAGUAGGUCUUCAGCCGAUCAGGAAGAACCACUCAUCCAUGAGCUGAGACCAGGCCCAGUACUUGUGCGGACGAUGAAUUACCUGCUCUCUGAGAUUGCUAACAGAGGUCAGGAUGGACUGUGGGCAGAAUGGUUUGAUUUCCUAUGGGACCGCAGCAGAGGAAUCAGAAAAGACAUAACGCAACAGAUGAUGUGCAACAGAGAUGCUGUGGCCCUCAUCGAGAAGUGUGUCCGUUUCCAUGUGUUCGCAUCGGAGCGACUGUGUGAAGAGGACAUCUCUGUGUUUUCUCCAAAGAUUAACGAUGAAAACCUCACCAAAUGCCUGCAGAGCCUCAAAUACCUCUAUGCUGACCUUGACAAGAAGAAAAAGAUACGCUUCGACACAGAGGCAGAGUUCCGUUCCUACAUGGUCCUGAUGAACCUUAAUCAGGGCGAUAUCCUCAGAGAAGUCCAAACUCUUCGACCAGAAGUAAGGACUUCCCCAGAAAUCCACUUUGCUCUUCAGGUAUACUCGGCCCUCAACAGUAACAAUUACAUCAAGUUUUUCAAACUGGCACGUACGGCCACUUUCCUUAGUUCCUGCAUCAUCCAUCGCUAUUUUAUGCAGGUUCGCAGUAAAGCAUUGAGGAUUCUCCGCAAGGCUCUCACCUUUGGAGCGAAACCUGUCCCCUACCCACUCAGUGAACUGGUACGUACCCUAUGUUUUGAGUCGACCAGUGAGGCUGGAAGCUUUUGCAGGCAUUACGGUUUCACAGUCGAAGGUUCGGAAGUCCUCCUUGACCGUUCGUCAUUUAUUGAGCCUGAGGUUGCUCCAUGUCUGGUCCGAGCAGUGAACUUCAUAGAAUCCAAAUGUACCCAACCAAUUGGUGAGGUGAUCAACGGAGGUCCUUUAGAGCCUGUCAAACUUCCAAACCCCAUAAACAGCUUUGACGAAGAUGGUAACCUGAAGCAGGAAGCUCUGUCUAAAGAAGUAUUGCAAACCUGGAAGGACUCUGUCACCAUGGAAGCAGAAACAUCCGAGGGUCCAGACACAUCUCCACAGCUUCCGUCUGAAACAGCGAAGCCAGCUGCUCCCUGCGACAUGCAGCUGGCUGUUGCCUCAGAGGAGACCUUAUGGCAGGGAUCAGAGCUUGUGACCUCCAAUGCUGAAGUAUCAUUUGACUCUGCAGUAACCACUGUGCAGCAGCAACUGCAAGAACAACACCAACAGAAGACAGCUAAAUCAACAGCAAUAUUACUGAUCAAGGAAAUUGCCAAAGAUUUGUUUUUGGAGGUCAUUGCAACAUUUGCAAGAGAAAUCUCGCAGGAAUUUUACCAAAAAUCUGAGCAGCUUGGAGAUGUUGCUUCUGAUGUCCAGCGAAGUAUUAGUGAUGAUGUUGUGAACAGAGAGAUGCGUGUUAUCGCGCAGGAGGUGCACACUGAGUCUACUGCUAAUGGGGCAGCAAUGCAUGCAGCCGGAGCAGAUUUCCAAUUUGAAAAACGUCAAGAACAACUAGAAGAAGAUGAUGAAGAAGAGAGACUGCGGAGGCUUCUUCAAGCGAAGACAGAGGAGCUGGCAAGUUUGAGUCAGGAAGAUGGAGGCGAAGUGAGAGAAAUAGAAGAAGAGGAAGAAUUUGAUGAAGCCAAGUUAUUGAAGGAUGAUGAGGAGGAGGAAGAAGAGGAAGGGCAGCAGGCUGAGGUGGAGGAGGAGGAGAAACAAGAGAGGCAGGAACAGAUUGCAGAGAUAUUGUCAAUGCAGAAGAAGAUUGAUAGGCCUUUUAUGAAGCAGCGGGAGCUGGAAGAGAGGUCCCAGAAGGAGGUGGAAAAUGAAAGAAAGAAAGAGGAGGAGGAGGAGAAAUAUAAGAAGGCCAUGGCUGAACGAAUGCAUGAACGAGAAAGAGCAAUGAGAGCCAGAGCCAUUGCAGAACAUAAAGCAAAGAAGCGACAGGAAGAAGAGAAAACAGUGGCUCUGCUGAAAGCGAAACAAGAAGCAGAAGAGAAAGAAAUGCGAGAAAGACUCAGAGCUAAGAAAGCUGCUGCAGAGAAAGAAGCGGAGGAAGAACAGAAGAGAGUGGCUGCAGAAGAGGAGCAGAGGAGAAAGAGUUUGGCAGAAGAGGUUACUGAACAGAUGUUAGAGGAACUUGUAUUGACUGAGGUUCAUUCUGUGGUGAGCCAACAGAUGAGUGACAUUGAAAAGGAGCUCCAUGAUCGACUUGUGAAAGAAUGUUGCCAGAGAGCAACAGAAGAAAUCAUGAAUGAAGUGGUCAGUGAACUGUGCAUGACGGAGGGCCAUGCUUUCUAUAGAAACGAUAUUGAGCUGCGCCUGGAGACCCUGCGCAAGGCCGAGUAUUGUGUGCGACUCUACAAGAUGAAUAAAAUCCUGGAAUGUUGGAAGCAGAGACAAUUGCAGCGUCAACAUGAGCGCGACAUGACAAUGUUCCCUUCCUGGCCCUCACUGGCUCCGCUUGAUAAGCAGCUGAAGACACUCUGUGGGAAGGAACAUGAAGGUGUGGUAGGGGACACGCUGGUCAUGGGAAUCAGCCGAAUAGCUCACCUCUCCAUGGAGACCCCCGUUGCCAUUAACCGGCGGGAUGACUAUCUACCCUUGGCCCUAACUCUUUGUCACAUGAGGCGUCACCUGAUACAGCAGAAGGCUUGGUACCCACUUGAUCUAGCAGCAACGGUUGGCCCAAGCCUUCUCAGCUCCAGCAGUUAUGACACACAGAUAUGUUCAGGUCAAAACAGUGGCUCCCUCUACUGGAAGCUGUUAAUGUCAUUACCAGAACUUGAUGAGCAACAGACAGACAAUGCAACCAUGUACAGUCUGGAGUUGAGUGACUGGCUUAAGGCUAAGUUGAGUAAAGGAGCAAAACCACAGCCUGACGUCGAUAAUAUGUCUAUUCUGAGCCUUUACAAAUGUCAUCUUGAAGGGUCAUCCAUAGGUAGACAGCAAAGGGACACAAUGUUACAUUUCUGUCUUCGCGAGGUCACUGGGUCAUUGACCCCUGACCUCAUACAACACAUUGAGAGUAAGAGACUGUUUUGUGGCACAAGUGGGCUCCUUUUUGUGCUGCCCCUCUUGAGUAAAGAUGAUGAUAAGGAGAAGUACUGGCUCGAUGCUCAAAUCCGAUUAUCUACCCUGCUUCAGGCCAAGCCACAGCAACCCAGCCUCCCUGUUGCAGUUCUUGUGCCCCAUGAUGAAACUGAACCAGGCUCCCCUCCCAGUCUGGAGCAGCUACUGCUCAAGCUGGACCUGUCAUGCUUAAUUAAUCAGGAGUUAGUCUCCAGCAUCGAACUCUUCACUUUACCAUUCCGGUGUCAGGAAGAGUCAGGCUUCGACGUGGAAACUGUUGCUGUGGAAACUAUGCUCUCCAACUGUCUCAGGUGGUUGGCCACCCACCUCCCUUCUCAACCAAAUCUGGACAAGAAAUACCUGAAGGAUUUUCUUGAGGACUUCCUCGCUUCUCAGUUUUAUGGUCCUCUGCUGUAUAACAGAGGACUGCGCUCUGCCGAGGGUUACCUGCAGCAGCCCCCAGAUGUCAUCAUUGACUUCUACAACUCCAUCCUUCGACACUUGAUUGACUGUGUUACCGACUCUCUGUUGACCAGCUACUCUUGGCCCAUCACGGAGUUUGUAGAUGCCACAGCACAACGGAGUCAUGACAACGAUCUGCCCCCUAUUCACUGGAACUCUCCAGAACAUCUCCUGUUUGUAAGGGACACUUUACGGUCCCUCACACUUCCUCCAUUCGCCUUCGGUGAUGACACCAGUGAGAAAUGGUCCCAGGCUGAGCAAGAUGUUUGGAGUUACAUCCGUUCUGUGACUUUGGAAAGAUCUGGAAAAUCUGCAGUGGAUCUUGUGUCAAGGGUGCGCCACCAUAUACACCAAGUGGAGAAGCAGUUUGACGAAGUGUGCCGUCUCAAGUAUGGUGUGUCCAACUGUACACCUACCUAUGUCAACAUGCCGUGGGUGGACAUAAUUUUGGAUUGUGUCAAUCACUGCCUGACCACAGUCUCUUGUCUUGAUCCAAAGUCAACCGAUACGGUGAGGGCCACCGAGCUGUGUGUUCUGUAUGAGAAAGAGAAACUCCACUCCUACCAACCUCCACAGUCUUGGAGUGAAGCAGCCAUUGUGGAGAAAAAUAUGAGAGAGAGCUGCAACCUGGAAUCUACAUUUUAUCGAUCCAUUGACAUCCGCAACAAAGAACUACGGGAGACUCUGUCUGCUAGUAAAUCUCUACACCAAGAUAAGCCCUCAAGCUGGGAUUCCACCCAUGACGACCACCACCAAUUGGCUGAAACUGUAAAGGCUUCAAUUGGUGCCGAACGUACGAAGAGUGAUGGGUUUGAGUCUUUCUUAAUGCAGUCGGUGGUGGGAGGUGAUCUGCAGUAUGAGGACGACACAUGGCAAGAGGAGAGAGACGGGUACUCUGAGUUCUACCCCAGGGGUGUCAGCAGUGCUGGUAUUGAUGAGGGUAAGGAAGUGGAGGAGUGGAAAAUUCUGAAGAGAAAGGAUACAUUUGAUUGCAAUGUUGAGCUUGGUUGUGGCUCCGUAGAACCACAUGCAUCAAAGGUGAAGCUGUCCCUUAGCCCUAUUUCUUAUCCUGGGGACUUUAGUGUCCCUGAGGUCAGAGACAAGCUGUCCCUUGAAGAUAGGCUGUUGAUCCUCAGGGACCAGAUUGACUACAACAAGAGAACGGACACUAUUAUGGAGUGUUUGCUGCAGUCAUUCUUGAUUGACGAUUCAUUGGACCAUGACAAUGAUGAACUCUUCACAGAGGAUUGUGGGUAAUUGCUAGGGAUUUUGGGUAAUAAUUCGGGAUUAUAAGCAAUAACUGGAUGCUGGAGGUAAUAACCAGGGCUAUGAAUCAGCUGGAGUUCUAGGUUCAAACCCCACUGGGGUCGACUUUGCUUUUCAUCUUUAUGGGGUUGGUAAAAUAAAAAUGUACCAGUGAUG